Messenger RNA from Neocloeon triangulifer, 4780 nucleotides. RefSeq names its product alpha-2-macroglobulin-like protein 1. The coding region runs from base 120 to 4652 and encodes 1510 amino acids. The transcript has 26 exons. NCBI's taxonomy places the organism in Eukaryota, Metazoa, Arthropoda, Insecta, Ephemeroptera, Baetidae. The record is from RefSeq and is a predicted model, not a curated record. Gene Ontology annotation, molecular function: endopeptidase inhibitor activity. Gene Ontology annotation, cellular component: extracellular region.
GCCAAAUAAAAAGCAAGAGCUUGUCUUACAUUAAACACCCGCAGACGCUUCGUUGCUACCCAAGACGACGCUUCCUCUCGAUCCUCUCCCGGAUUAAAUGAUUAAUUGAGCUUAGCAAAAUGAGGAGAGCACUUUUGCUACUGCUGUGCUUGUUGAAUUUUUCAAGGUUACAGGCAGAAAAUGCAAAUAUAGCAAGUAAAUUUAUAUUUGUUGCACCUCGCACUUUGUCCAUCGGAAAGAAUGAAAAGUUCGGUCUGAACAUUUUGGAGAAUUCACAAAAUUUGGAUUUUAUAAUCAGACUUGUUGAUACACGAAAUGAUAAAGAAUUACAUCAAGUAAGCUUGAGAAAUGCUGAGGCAAAAAUGCAUAGCGUUGAUUUUCCCGUGCCAAUGAACAACCUUUACAGUGCCGAAUUGGAAGUUGCGACCAGUGAUGGAAAGACAUUGAAGUCGCAAAUUUCAUUUUACCGCGAGAGAAAUUUGGUCUUUGUUGAAACGGACCGGCCCUUUUACAAACCAGGAGAGCUCGUGCGCUUCCGGAUUCUGCACUUGAAAAGCAAACUGCUGCCAGUUACUGAACCGAUAACAAAAGUUUGGAUCGAAAAUCCAAGCUAUAUAAAAGCGGCGCAAUGGAAGAAGGUCAAAUUAAAUAAUGGACUCGCACAACUUGAGCUGCAGUUAACAAAGGAGCCAAUUAAAGGCAAUUGGAAUAUUAAAGUUCAAACAACGAACGAAUCUAACAGCCUCGUCUCAAAGUCCUUUGAAGUCAAAGAGUACGUCCUGCCCAAAUUCGAGGUCACAGUGGAGCCGCCUGCUUAUAUCGUGGCGCAAGAAGAUAAAAACUACACUUGGAAAAUUUGCGGAAAGUACAGUUUUGGGGGCCCCGUGCAGGGUGAAGCUGUGGUGACAUUUACGAUUCAACAGGCAAGCUAUAGGUGGUACAAUCGAUUUGAUGGCCAAGGGGACACUUUGCUUCAAAUCCAAGGAAAACUGCUAAGAAAAGAGGACGGUUGCGUUGAGUUCACUCUGGAAAAAAGCCAAUGGAAGGCGAACGAAAAUACGCACUUUGGCGGAAUAAGCGUAAAAGUCACAGUCGAAGAAAAGGGCACGGGCGAAAAGCAGUCAACCACCCACAAGACCGACUUUAAAUACAGAAGUGUAACUGUGGCAUUUGAUCGGUCUCCCAGUUUUUACUACCCUUUCAUCCCCUACCAUGGAGAGGUGCAAUUUAAAUAUCAAGACGGUGAGCCCAUUUCCGGCAAGGCAGUGUUGCUCAUUGCCAAUGGCGGAAAAGCCUUUGAAGAGCAAACGAUUAGGGCCGUCACCGAUCAAUCAGGUCGAGUGCCAUUCACUCUAUACCCAGGAAAAUCAAAUGAAGAAAUCACAAUAAUAGGGAAGUUCCAUCCAGGGACUGUUGAGAGUGAUGCCACAUUAAAAGACGUAACUGGAAACCACGAGAUAACUGCUUGGUUUUCACCAUCCGAUUCUUACAUCUCGAUAUCCGCACCUAAGGAAGUGUCUUGCGAAGGGGUAGUACCGGCAGAAAUUACUUUCACUGUGCCCAAGUAUUCAUACAAAACUGAAAUCCGUUUUAAUUACUUGGUUCAGUCAAACGGGGUUGUUGUUAAAAAUGGACAUCAGAGCGUGAAAGUGCAAGGCCAACCGAUUAACCCCGAUUCUUGGCCAAACAUAAUUUACAAGGCUAAUGUGACAGCUGAAGAGCAAAUUCUCACUGGAAAAUGGACUUUCAAUUUAAACUUGGAGCCCCAAUGGUCACCCCAAGUGAAAAUUGUCAUCUUUUACUUGAGCGAUGAUGACGAAAUUGUAGCUUCAAGCAAAACAUUUGAAUUGAAAAAAUGUUUCCAGCACAAGGUCACAUCUAAAUUUGUGGAGAAAAGGGCCGAGCCAGGCCAAAAAGUGACCCUGUCGCUGACCACUAGUUCCAAAUCUGUGUGCGCGAUUUCAGGAAUUGAUAAGGCGGUCACUUUUCUCGACCGAGAACGAGCAUUAACGGUUGAUAAAGUUUUCAACGCUCUUAAAAUCCACGCGGUCAGGCCAGAGUAUUACAAUUCCUGGGAGUAUAGGACGCGGAAGUGUGAAAAAAGAGAUGAUGUGCCCAUUGAUGUGCCCAUCCCUGUUCCUGCCCCAGUUAAGAUUAAGAAAAGGUCGAUUUGGAGAGGAUUCAAUUAUGAUAUUACUUUUGGAAAUUCGAAAAGAGCUUUUGAUGAAGGUGGAUUGCUGAUUCUGAGUACUCUUGGGCACAACAUAAAACCCUGUCAGUACGGAGAGUUCAAGGAAAACUGUGACCCCUGCCCGUACCUACAAAUGGUCCCACUUUAUUCCAUGCGGCCAGUCGACAUGGAAGACAAUUUGGAAAUUAUGAGAGGCGGAGUUCCUGAGGCUGUUUCUGCCUAUGCAUCACCUGGACUAGCUGGGCCACCUGGAGCAGCAGGCUUUGUGCCUCAAGAAGAUUUGGUGGAAAUGCGGACAGAUUUUCCCGAAACAUGGCUUUGGCAAUUGGAGGAGAUAAGCGGUGACAAUUCUAAAAAUUUGGAACUAGAGACUCCUCAUUCAAUCACUGAUUGGAUUUUGAAUACAAUUUGCGUUUCAAAUACAGAGGGCUUUGGAAUGGCGCCCGAAACGUCACUCAGGGUUAUCAAACCUUACUUCAUGGACUUCAACAUUCCCUACUCUGUAAAAAGAGGCGAAGUUUUGCCUUUGAAAGUGUCCCUGUUUAACUACUUGAGUCACGAAAUUCCGAUCAAACUCACAUUCGGCCAAUUCACUGGUGGUGACUUGAAAAGCGAGAAGACCUUCUCAGCUUGUCUCCCUAGCAAAGACAACCUGGUGCACAUCUUCAAGCUAGAUGCAAAUGUGUUGGGCAAACACAAUAUUUCGGUGACGGCUGGAUUAGACCCUGACCUGAAAAAGACGUGUGGGCCGGAAAUAUCAGUCAACAUGAGAGAUGGAAUAACAAAGCCAAUUAUAGUUAAACCAGAAGGCAUUCCAGUUGAGAAAACCAAAUCUCUGUUUGUGUGUUUGGAAGGGGAAAAUGAAUCAGCACUGAUCAGCUGGCAAUUGGAAGUUCCUCAAAACACAGUGCUCGAUUCAGCGAGGAGUGAAGUUUCUGUAAUUGGUGAUUUGAUGGGACCCAGUUUGGAGAAUUUGGACUCUUUGGUGCGUCUUCCGAUGGGCUGCGGAGAACAAAAUAUGGUUCUAUUUGUGCCCAACAUUGUGGUUUUGAAAUAUCUGACCGCAACCAAUUCCAUAAAUCCAACCCUGAGGGCAAAGGCCCUGACAAACAUGGAGACAGGGUAUCAAAAGGAGCUCAACUACCGCCAUGACGACGGCUCAUACUCUGCGUUCGGAAAAAGUGAUCCGUCAGGCUCAAUGUGGCUCACAGCUUUUGUCGUCAAGUCGUUUGCCCAAGCCCAAAAGUUAAUUUCCAUCGACAAGCAAGAUUUAAAAAAGAGCACAGACUGGAUUUUGAAGCAGCAGCUCGAAAACGGCUGCUUCAGACAGGUCGGCACCGUUUUCAACAAGGCAAUGAAGGGUGGAGUUGCCGAUUCUUCGGCAGUUGCGCUUUCAUCGUACAUCAUGAUAGCCCUUAUGGAAUCAGGAGUUCAACUGGACAAAAAAAUUAUUGAGAAUGGCGUUUACUGCCUGACCAAGUUUGACAACCAAACCGAUUUGUACACCGAGAUUCUUUCAGCCUACGCGUUGCAGUUGAUUAGCCAGCGAGUCAACACCGUCCUCACUAAAAAUGCUGCAGAGAGUUCUUUUAAAACUUUAAUUCUCAAAGCCACCACUGGAAAUGAGAGCGAAAUUUUCUGGCAAAAAGAAGAUUCAAGUAAUUUGGGACUCAGCAUUGAAAUGACUGCCUACGCAGUUUUAACUUUGCUAAAAGUAGGCGGAGAGGAAAAUUCAAUUCGUGCUUUCAACGCCGUCAAAUGGAUUUCCAAACAGAGAAAUGCUCAGGGUGGAUUCGUUUCAACCCAAGAUACUGUUGUUGCUCUUGAAGCUUUGGCAACUUACGCCUCAACUUUGCCAUUGGGUGACGUGAAAAUGAAUCUUAAGUUGUCAACCGACGACACCAACGAUUUGGAAUUCUACAUCGACGAAGAAAAUAGACAAAUCUUACAAGAAAAGGAACUCGCCCGAGUGCCAAAUAAUUUGCACUGGUCGGCAACCGGAAAGGGAUGCAGUCUUGUCCAGAGCACUUUGAGAUACAAUAUUAAAAAUUCAACCGAUAAGCCAGAUGCUUUUAGUAUGGAAAGAAAAUUGACAAACAUUGUGCCGAAUUCGUGCAGUGAAUUGCAUUUGGAGUUCAACUUGACUUACAACUUAGCUGACGGUGCCUCCAACAUGGCUGUUCUUGAAGUUGAGCUUCUAAGUGGGUACGAACCGGAAAGGUCAACACUCGACGACCUGAAACACACAUUGCCAUCAUUCAAGAGAUGGGACAUUGAGGAGGGCAAAGUAAACUUAUACUUUGAUUCAAUCGAGAAAAGCACGCUGAAAGUUGGGUUCGUGAUUGUGCAGAGAAUUUUGGUUGAAAAUAUCAAACCGGCGCAGCUUAAACUUUAUGACUACUAUGAGAUGGAAUCAUUUGUGCGAAAAGAUUAUGGAGUUCAGCACUUAACUUGCAAAUAACAUGUUUAAACUUUGGUAAAAAUAUUUUUGCUUACUCCACUUACUUUGUUUUUGAUAUUAACAAAUAAUUUUAGUUUGCCAAUAAAAUAUCUUAAAAUAUAAAAAUUCAAAAUAUUUUUAUUUGUAAG